AUGUCGACUUCUGCCCAUGCAGAGCAACAAGAGCCUAACGCCCACAACCACCUUCACCACCGUACUUACGUGGAGCUGUAUCACCACGGCCUUUACCACAUCAAGUCAUCGGCGCUGCUGUGCGCGGUCGGACUAGGCAUCCCCGGCGCCAUCCUCCGCCGCGGCGGCGCAGCAACAAUCUCCGACCUCGUCGCCAACACCGGUGUCCACCCCGCCAAGCGCUCACACCUCCGGCGGCUCAUGCGUAUGCUUACCAGUUUCGGCAUCUUCGGUGCCGGCGAGCAGCGAGCUGCCGCUGCCGCCGCCGAUGAUGGUGAGAGUGAGACCGUCUACACGCUCACCCCGGUGUCCAGCGUCCUCGUCGCCGACGACAAGGAGGCAUCAGGGGCCUCCUCGCUUGACAUGUCGGCACUGCUCCGCCUCUUGGCGCGCCCUAGCACGUCCGUCUCCACCUUCUUCGGCUUGGAAGAGUGGUUCAGAGAUGGAGGAACCACGACGCUCUUCGAGAUGGCACUUGGUGUGCCUCCAUGGAGCUUGACGAAGAACGACGCCGCCUACAAUAGAGCCAUGAACGAAGCGUGUGUCGUGGACACCAGCAUGGCUAUGGACAUCAUGCUGAAAGAUACCUGCAGAGGCGGCGGCGCCAGCAGUAUCUUCAGCGGGCUCAGCUCACUGGUCGAUGUUGGAGGGGGCCAUGGCGCAGCCGCUAUGGCCAUCGCUACGGCCUUUCCGCACAUCAACUGCAGCGUACUAGACCUCGAACAAGUGAUCAUCAAGGUGCCACGAGCUGGCACUGAUCAUGUUCAUAGCACGGUGCAGUUCAUCGCCGGUGACAUGUUUGAGUCUAUUCCACCUACAGAUGCUGUUUUUCUAAAGCAUGUUUUGGAUUGUUGGGAUGACGACCACUGUGUCAAGAUACUUCAACAGUGCAAGAGAGCAAUUCCCGCCAGAGAUGCUGGAGGUAAAGUGAUCAUUAUGAAUGUUGUGGUCGGCUAUGGAUCACUGGACAAAGUUGUCAAAGAGACGCAAGUGUUGUUUGAUAUGUACAUGAUGCGAUAUGGUGGGUCUGAGCGAGAGGAGCACGAAUGGAGAAAAAUCUUUUCAAAAGCUGGAUUCAGUGAUUACAAGAUCACGCCCAUACUAGGUUUUCAUUCAAUCAUUGAGGUUUUUCCAUGA
Messenger RNA from Miscanthus lutarioriparius, 1176 nucleotides. NCBI's taxonomy places the organism in Eukaryota, Viridiplantae, Streptophyta, Magnoliopsida, Poales, Poaceae. The record is from the annotation of a GenBank genome assembly.